AUGGUCCCGGUGCUGUCUAACCCGGCUCCGGCCGCAGUUCUGGUGCUGACCUGCCUGUGUGCGGUGCCGCUGCGGGCCCAGAAGCCGGACCAGGUGGACCCCCUGACGGCGCACCGCGCGGACCCGCAGUGCUGGGACUCCUCCUCGGCUCUGCUGCUCAAGAUGCGCUCCCCGAGGAUCGCAGACACCGUGCCCGCCUUCUGGGACCUCAUGGGGACCCUCAGGGCUUCGGAGAACGGGAAGCACACGGCGCUGUUCUGGGACCUGGCCCGGGUCUUUUGGGACAUCUAUCUGGACUGCGUCCUGUCCAGGAGCCACGGCCUGGGGCGCAGACAGGUCACCUCGGUGCGCUCCCUGGUUACUGACAAGUCCUUUAGGUUCAACAGCUCAAGAGCAAACUCGUGGACGAAGCUGACAGUCAGAAGUUCAGUUAUUUGGGAGAGACUCGGGGUAGAACCGCUACUCCUCCACGUCAAG
This is a messenger RNA of Nematolebias whitei (Rio pearlfish), 477 nucleotides long. Its product is annotated as protein FAM237A-like. The record is from RefSeq and is a predicted model, not a curated record. NCBI's taxonomy places the organism in Eukaryota, Metazoa, Chordata, Actinopteri, Cyprinodontiformes, Rivulidae. The annotation marks the transcript as partial. The transcript has 3 exons.